AUGGUCAUGGUUGAUGAACGUACGCCAUUAACAUCGGAUCUUUCCGGUCCACUUCCGCUGGUGUCAGGUCCUUCAGGAAAUGUGCAUCACCUGAAGUCACACGAAAGUGUUCGCGAACGUCAGGUUCGAACAUUCCAGUGCUGGAUAUGUUCGGCCAUCAUGGGUGCAUUCGCGCUGGCGAUCGUGAUCAGCAUUAGUUACAUCAUAUUCGGCGAUGCGACGAAGCCGCCUCUUGAUGGAGCCAAUACUACGGCGGCGGAUUUUCCUGAGCUCUUAAAUCUCAUUAGUUUCCCACUGGCCGAUGAACUACCUCCUCAGUGGAACGGUACGGAUGUGAGUGAAGAUGCGAAAGCGGCCGCAAUAGCAGAAGGCGAAAAGGCACUCGGUGAUAAGGAGUUGCUGGAGGAGACACUUUCUUCACCACCAAUUAACUCGCCCUCCUUCCGUCAUCAGAAGUCGGUCGGUGCAACGGUGGCCGCCCGGUUAGCGGCCAAGGUUGGAUUUGUCGAGGAUCGUGCUACGAAGGCACUGGUGCGAAGGCUUGACAUCCGUCACCGAGGAUCGAUUGGUCGAGGACCGGUGAUGAAUUUGCCUCGGAUGCACCGUAACCCGCAAUGUGAUUUUAACGCUCGAUACCGAUCCGCGAAUGGAACUUGCAACAAUAAGGAACAUCCGUUCGAGUAUGGAGUUGCGAUGAUACCGUUCCGGCGUCAGCUAAAUCCAGAUUAUGCUGAUGGUAUUUCUGCACCGCGUGCUUCCGUCGAUGGCGCGGAGUUGCCCAGUGCUAGACAAGUUUCGCUGGAGAUUCAUCGCCCGUCGUACCACAGCGAUCCUAACUUUAGUGUAAUGCUUGCGGUCUGGGGACAAUUUCUCGAUCAUGACAUAACUUCAACGGCAUUAAAUCAGGGUGUGGACGGGAAACCUAUCGAGUGCUGCGAUCCAGGCCAGCCACAACAUCCGGAGUGUUUUCCCGUUCCGCUGGGUCCAGGAGAUCCGUACUACCAUCAGUAUAAUGUCACCUGCAUGAAUUUUGUACGCUCCGUACCGGCACCAACGGGACAUUUCGGCCCUCGGCAACAAUUAAAUCAAGCCACUGCCUUCAUCGACGGCUCUGUUGUGUAUGGUUCGGACGAGCAACGUAUGAAGAAGCUACGGACAGGUGAAGGGGGACGGUUGCGUAUGCUACGCACACCAGAUGGCCGACAAUUGCUUCCGGUAUCGACUGAUCCGCUGGACGGUUGUAACGAGCAGGAAAUGAAUGCAGCCGGCAAAUAUUGCUUCGAAUCGGGUGAUACACGAGCCAACGAGAAUCUGCACCUUACCUCGAUGCACCUGAUCUGGGCAAGGCACCACAACAGUCUGGCCGAUGGAUUGGCCCGAGUCAACCCGCACUGGGAUGAUGAACGGUUGUUUCAGGAGGCACGACGCAUUCUUGCCGCCCAGAUGCAACACAUCACGUAUGCUGAGUUUGUGCCGGUAAUUGUCGGCAAUGAAACGGCCUCGAAGAUGGGCAUCCUGCCCGAAUCGACCGGUCGCGAUGAUACGUACAAUGGUUCGGUAGAUGCUUCGAUCGCGAAUGUGUUUGCUGGCGCUGCCUUCCGAUUUGCGCACACGCUUCUUCCUGGACUGAUGAAAAAAACGCGCAAUCCAACGUCGUCUAGCUCGGGCAUUGAGCUACACCGGAUGCUGUUUAAUCCUUACUCGCUGUAUGCGCACGAUGGGUUGGAUAAUGCGAUCGGUGGUGCCAUGAGCACGGCUCUGGGGAAAUACGAUCAAUACUUCUCCACCGAACUGACGGAGAAGUUGUUCGAGAAGGCGGACGAACAUUUGCUGCAUAAUCAUCCGUGCGGGUUAGAUUUGGUGUCGCUCAACAUUCAACGCGGACGGGAUCAUGGGCUGCCGGCCUAUCCUCGUUGGCGCAGACACUGCCAUCUUACUCCGGCGGAUAGCUGGAGCGAACUGGAGCGUAUUGUAGAUCCGGAAUCAUAUAAGCAGAUGAGGAGCAUCUAUCACGAACCGGCCAACGUGGACGUUUACUCGGGUGCUUUGAGUGAGCCGCCGGUUAAGGAUGGUAUCGUGGGACCGUUGCUAACCUGCCUGCUGGCGGAUCAAUUUUUGAGGUUGAAACAGGGUGAUUCGUUCUGGUACGAACGACGACGAGGGCCUCAAAGAUUUACUGAAGGUCAACUGCAGCAAAUUUACGAUACGAAGCUCUCAAGCAUUAUCUGCCGUAAUUCGGAUAACAUCGAGCAGUCACCGGUUCAUCUCAUGAAGCGUACCGAUUCAAAGACGAAUCCCGAAACGAACUGUAAGCAGUUGGAUACGUUCGACUUUGAACCGUUCCGUGAGGACUCGACGUCGCAGCCUAGCCAUAGAACGGCUAAAAUUGCAACCGAUCGAAUGAAGGUGCUAGUACUAGAACCAAAGUCUACCGGAACUACCACCACACGCACCACAAUGGAAACGGAUAUGGUGGAUAGAGAGAAGGCAACAGAAUUUAUCACGACGGAAACGACGACCGAGACACUUCUGACGACAACGACGAAUUCUGGAGCGUAA
Molecule: messenger RNA, 2559 nt
Organism: Anopheles maculipalpis
Lineage: Eukaryota; Metazoa; Arthropoda; Insecta; Diptera; Culicidae
Gene: cd
Product: chorion peroxidase
Exons: 4
Coding region: 1-2559 (852 amino acids)
Biological process (GO): response to oxidative stress
Molecular function (GO): heme binding; peroxidase activity
Source: RefSeq, a predicted model, not a curated record